CCGGAAAGGUUGUCAUGGAGAAAUCAAGAACGUACUGUAGCGACAUCUAGUUUGAUUUCGAGAACUGAUGUUUUUUUUUACAAACUUCCUCAUUCUUUAUGUUUUAUCUUGGAAGCGUGGUUUGAUUGUGUAACUUUAUUGUGAAUAAUUAAACGUUUGAAACUUAAGAGAUAUUUAACUUAAGAUUUGGUGUUAACCUGCACCUAAAAAAAUAUCAAGAGACUAUUAAAACAUGAAGUGGCUGUAUGGAUGGAAGUCCUUUGCCUACCCUGAAGCUAGAAAGAAUAAAAAUAUCAAUUAUUGUUUAGGUUAUGAAAAUUGUUAAUUUUAAUUUGACUGUUUACGCUUUUUUGUAGUCGGAAGCUGAUUAAAUCAUAAAUGCAGGUUUUUUGUUAUUGGAAAUGGCGUUAUUUAAGUUGAUGAAACAUACAUGUACUUUAAAAUCUCUGUAUUGUGUUAACAAUGCCAUUGUUUCUUAUUCACAGAAACAGGAAUUGAUCUCGAAUAUUACUUACGAAAAUGCCUCUUCUAAUAGUUUGAAUGAAACUUGUGAAGAUUUAUCUUCUUUUACUCCUUAUUACCCAAAAACAUUCAAUUUAGCAGCAUAUAUCAAUAAUUCUGAAUUAUUACAAAAUUUGCUUCACCUUAAUGUAAAUUUGAGUAAGAUAGAGAAGAAACCAUAUAUAGCGGAAAAAGUUUUGAAACUUAACUCUGAAACUAUUGGUAAUUUUAUUCUUUUCAUAAAGGAUUAUGUUGAUGCAAAUGAAAUCGGUAAUUUCAUUACAAAAAAUCCAUUAAUUCUGUAUGAAUCACUUGAAGAUCUUAGCAUAAGAAUAAACUAUUUACAUUCAAAGCAAUUCUCCAAUACUGAAGUCAGAAGAAUUAUUUCUAAAAAUCCUUACUGGCUUAUGUUCAGCACUACCAGAAUUGAUAGAAGAUUAGGAUAUUUUCAAAACAAAUUUAAUCUUUGUGGUUCUGAAGUCAGGGGUUUAACUGCAAAGCAACCAAGAUUGAUUACAUACAAUCUUCAUCAUGUUAUAACUAAUACAUUUGUUAUUAAAGAAGAAAUGGGAUUUGAAGAUCAAGAAUUGAAAAAAUUACUUUUAGAUAAACCAAAGUUGUGGAUGCUGAAUCAACGGGCGCUUUUGGAGAGAUUUAAGUAUAUCCAUAAUGUUAUGAAUAUACCUCACUCCAUUAUACUUCUUUGCCCAGAGGUAUUGUUAUCUAGGAAUUUUCGGGUAAAACAACGUCAUAUGUUUCUUAAAAAGCUAGGAAGGGAUCAAUUUGAUCCUAAGAAGGAAAAUUUUGUUCCACUUAAGGCAUUAGUAGAGGGCACAGAUGUAGAAUUUUGUAAAAAAUAUGCAAAAUGUAAUGUGAGUGACUUUAAUACCUUUUUAAAGACAAUAUAAAGAAACUAUCCAGUUUUUCCAAGUAAUAUCUUAUUUUGAAAGGCAUUAAGUGAAUGAUAUAAUAAUGUAUCAAAUAUACCAGCAACUGUGAAGACUCCUCCUAUUAUAGCACAUAUGUUAGUAGCAAAAUGACCGAUGGAUCUGUAAAUAAAUAAAAAUGUAAAUAUUAUUUUUUUAUUAAACAGUUGUUAUAUCAGAAAAUAUUUUUUUUUGUCUUAACUUACCUUUCUUUUUCUGUAUAUUUUACCAUAAGUGGUGAGAGUUCAUAACUAAAGAAGGCACCGGGCAUACCAGAUUCAGAGUUGACAUUCGACACUGAUUUUUGAUGUCGUGUAACCGAAAAUUGGUUUGUAUAUAGAACAGACUUGUCCAACUUAACAUACAUAGUUGGAACAAUUUUUAAAUAAUAUUGAAACAUUACAGCACCUGAAAAGAUAAAUAUCUUAGAGUAAGUAAAUAGAAGUGUGAAAAGGGCACAUAUGUGGC
This is a messenger RNA of Diatraea saccharalis (sugarcane borer), 1895 nucleotides long. The record is from the annotation of a GenBank genome assembly. NCBI's taxonomy places the organism in Eukaryota, Metazoa, Arthropoda, Insecta, Lepidoptera, Crambidae.